Molecule: messenger RNA, 780 nt
Organism: Verruconis gallopava
Lineage: Eukaryota; Fungi; Ascomycota; Dothideomycetes; Venturiales; Sympoventuriaceae
Exons: 3
Coding region: 1-780 (259 amino acids)
Source: RefSeq, a predicted model, not a curated record
AUGGACGUUCCUCGCUACGCCGCCGUGUUCCCUGACGGCCAUAUCUGGAUGGGCGAGCACUUGUUCCCAGACGAGAGCCUUUGGUUUCCGGAAGUGGAUCACAGGCCGUUUGACCCUCCAAACUACCAUGACUACCUUCGCACCAACCCACUCGACACCCGCGACCUUGAAUGGGACGCCUCCGACAUCGAGUCCGAGACGGGCCUGCCGCCGCGCCAUCACCAGGGCGUGGAGUACAUGCCCGGCCACUGGAGGGACGUGAACGGCACGGAUAUCCCCGGCUCGGGCGCGUUCGUGCGCUGGAACGAGCCGCCGGCGCGGCAUCCGCACGGCAAGCGGCGCCGGCUGGCCUUCGUGUGGCCCAGCGACGGGAAAAGGAAGCGCACGUGGGGCCGCUGGAAGGACAUCUUCGCCUCCAAGGGCCCGGACAUCUUCGUCUCCAAGCUCGGCGACCGGCCCAGCAGGAACCAGUGGCGCAACAAGCACCUCGACUUCACGCCCGAGGAUCCGGGCUUCAACACGCACGUGGACCUGCCGUGGGCGAAGCGCAGGAAGCCGUACGAUUUCCGAGAGAGGAAAUACAGAAACAAGAGGAACCCGGGCGAUGUCGUCUGGAGGGAUGCGACGUGGCCGCGCAGAGGCGCGGAUCAUUACGAGCAGCCGCUAAACUUUCGGUGCGAGCAUGGUCGGUGGUUCAACAUGAGAUGGGCGCCUUUUGGCGGCACCGUGCUGGAGGGUUACAAUGGAUAUCCGCCACGAUAUAGAGGCAUCUUCGCAUAG